Glycine soja is the source of this 800-nucleotide messenger RNA. RefSeq lists its product as uncharacterized. The transcript has a single exon. Gene Ontology annotation, molecular function: acyltransferase activity, transferring groups other than amino-acyl groups. The record is from RefSeq and is a predicted model, not a curated record. Lineage: Eukaryota; Viridiplantae; Streptophyta; Magnoliopsida; Fabales; Fabaceae. The coding region runs from base 90 to 647 and encodes 185 amino acids.
UGGCAACUAUAUAUUAAACAAGCCUUCUUUCUUCUUCUUCCAUUCGAAUUCCUAUUUAUCUUUCUUUUUUCCAUAAAACUCACAACCAAAUGGAGAAAGCAGAAGAAGAAAGCGUUGAUUUGGGUGAAAUAUGUCUUCGGCCCCUUCAAGUCUCAGACCUGGAUGAUCUGUUGGUGUGGACCAGUGAUGAAAAGGUUGCGGCUUUUUGCUCUUGGGAUCCUUACAGCAGCAAAGACGAGGGCAUUAACUUCAUCCAGAAUAUAGCAAGCAAGUUUCUGUGGUGCAGAGCAAUAUGCCUCAAGGAUCGUGCUAUUGGCUGUAUUUCCCUGUCCUCGAAUUCAGAGCACGAUAAAAGCAGGAGCAGAUCCGCGGAACUAGGGUAUGUGCUGGGUUCCAAAUACUGGGGCAAAGGGGUUGCCACGGUGGCUGUGAAAAAAGUGGUUAAGGCUGCUUUGUCUGAGUUGCCACACUUGGAGAGGAUCGAAGCUCUUGUUGAUGUGUUCAAUGUUGGGUCUCAGAGAGUGCUGGAGAAAGCUGGUUUCCAAAAGGAGGGGAUUCUCAGGAAGUAUAUCUUCCAAAAGGGAAAACCCAGAGAUAUGGUCAUCUUCAGUCUUCUCUCUACUGAUCCCAAGCCUUCAUUUCCUUAAUUUGUUUUACACUUCGGAAGAAAUAUGUCAUUUCAAUUAUAAUUAUUCCAACGAAUAUUUCUUUUACAUUCCUUAUUCAUUCAUUUUUAGUCGUUGUCAAAUUUCAAAGAACUAAUUAUAAAGUUCACGAUAAAAAAAAUAGUUUUCAUUAUU